Molecule: messenger RNA, 1251 nt
Organism: Microcebus murinus (gray mouse lemur)
Lineage: Eukaryota; Metazoa; Chordata; Mammalia; Primates; Cheirogaleidae
Source: RefSeq, a predicted model, not a curated record
AUGAACGGGGGGACGGAGGGACCCAGAGGUGCCACCAGCAGUGGGCCGGCGGGUGCUGACGUCUCCCCCCGCCCCCAGGCGGCGCUGGAGGCCCAGCUAGGCCUCUUAGAACCGAGGAGCAACGGGCUGGUUUUUGCAAGGGAAACAAGCUCAGGAGGAACCCCGCGGCGAGGCGCUGCAAAUAGAGGCCAGAACCGCAGACACCCGCGGGAACACGAGUGUCCCCGGGGAGGCACGGCUUGUGCGUGGCCCUGCGGGGCCGUGCGCCCAGGCGGCUCCCCGGAGCUCUGUGGGGCUGCGCGGACUUUGGUCGUGCUGGCGCUGUACGUCUACGAGUACCUGCUGCACGUGGGCGCCCAGAAGUCCGCCCAGACGUUCCUGUCCGAGAUCCGAUGGGAGAAGAACAUCACGCUGGGGGAGCCGCCCGGCUUCCUGCACUCCUGGUGGUGCGUGUUCUGGGACCUAUACUGCGCAGCGCCUGACCGCAGGGAGGCUUGCGAGCACUCAGGCGAGCCCAAGGCCUUCCAGGACUACGGCGCCGCGGCCGCGCCCAGCCCCGUCCUGGCAAGCAUGGCCCCCAGCGACGCCAUGGCUGCAGGCCCCAUGGCGGCCGGCUUCUUCCAGCCCUUCAUGUCACCGAGGUUCCCAGGGGGCCCCCGGCCCACCCUGCGGAUGCCGAGCCAGCCUCCUGUGGGCCUCCCCGGCUCCCAGCCCCUCCUGCCUGCCACCAUGGACCCCUCCCCGCGUGCGCAGGGGCACCCCAGCAUGGGCGGCCCGAUGCAGAGGGUGACGCCCCCACGAGGCAUGGCCGGCGUGGGACCCCAGAGCUACGGCGGGGGCAUGCGGCCCCCACCCACCUCCCUGGCCGGUCCGGGCCUGCCCGCCAUGACCAUGGGCCCUGGAGUGCGCGGCCCCUGGGCCAGCCCCAGUGGCAACUCGAUCACCUACUCCUCCUCGUCCCCUGGCGGCUACACGGGACCCCCCGGAGGCGGCGGCCCCCCCGGAACUCCCAUCAUGCCUAGCCCCGGAGACUCCACCAACUCCAGCGAAAGCAUGUACGCCGUCAUGAACCCCGUCGGGCCGGGCGCCGGCAGGGCCAACGUGAGUGGGGUUGCGGGGUGCUUCCCGGGCGGUGCGGCCAGCGGCCCGGGUCCCACGCCGCCCCUGUGCCGCAUUCGCGGCUGGCGCCGAUGCCGAUGCUCGCGUUGGCCGCACGAUGGAGCCGCAGCACGUGAACGGAUCCCUGGGUGA